Molecule: messenger RNA, 2477 nt
Organism: Neolamprologus brichardi
Lineage: Eukaryota; Metazoa; Chordata; Actinopteri; Cichliformes; Cichlidae
Biological process (GO): T cell receptor signaling pathway; intracellular signal transduction; B cell receptor signaling pathway
Cellular component (GO): membrane raft; plasma membrane
Source: RefSeq, a predicted model, not a curated record
UGAAAAAGACAGGAGGCGAGCCCCUCCGGUUGCGCGUCAGCAUCCCCUCAAAUAGGAAUCCGCUUCUGUCACUUCUGCCCUGCACACCGAGAGACGGACGAGAGCAACCCCGAAACAACACCUGAAGGAGAAUUUUAUUUGGCAUGCAAAGGGUUUGAUUUUCUUCGUUGUAUUUUUUUUUCUUUUGUAAUGCCAAAGAAGAAGAGUAAAGGGAGGCUGUGAGGAGGCUGGAGCCUUGCAAAGAAUGAUAGUGAGGAUCAAGGCGCGCUGUCCCAGGAGAACUCAUCUGAAAAGCUGGCCGUGAGAGACCGGGAUGCUCCUCUAAGGCACCGGGGACGAGUUUUCCUUAGCAGACGGUCUGAGCGGAACAGUUAAAGCUUGAGUAAGGAAGUGAGCAAAACGGAGUGGGUGUCAUGGAAAGACAAGGAGGAUCUCAAGACAACCUUACCUACCAAAACCUGCUUCUACUGGGAGCCAUUGCAGCAGCGUCUGCUUUCGUGGUCACCAUCCUGAUCGUCCUUGUCUGCGUCGGCUGCCAAAGGAAAAGCAAAAGCAAGCACCCUCCGGCCGGGGAGAAAGGGACAUCUGUAAAUAUGCAGGGUACCCUUCGCCACCCAAAACUCAACUCCAUGAGUAAAUCUGACACCAGGCUCCAUGAGAUCAAUCGCUUUCCCUGCAAUGGAAACUCUGUUAGUAAGAGCCGUCCAGCUAGUAUGGACCUCCUGCUUCUCCACAGUCGCCGCUCCCAGACGGAUCUGAGGCCCUCCCACGGCCGACAGCUCCCCCAGAUCCCCACCAGUCCACAGAGAUCUGGCCAGGGGGGAGAAGGGGAAACGGGAGGGGAAGGGGGAGGCGGUGGAGGAGGAGGAGGCGAAGCAAGAGAUCACACCUACACUGAGGUGGGCCUACGCAAUAACCCCACCCCUACCCACUACCUGGAUGAUGGCCUAUAUGAAAGCGUAGGUGUCCGGGAAGGCCCAAAAGUACCCUCUGGCCCACCAACCACAUCAGCCAACGCUCCAGGUAUAGCCAGGGCUCCUCAAAGUCCCUCUACUCAUGCCAGCGGAGCUCGGACUGGAAACGGGCACGGAAACGGUGGCAGAGGGAAUGACACUAUUAAUGGACCAAUGACGGGACGAGGUAAUGGAGCAAGUGGGGUCAGUAGGUCACCUCUCUCUUCUGUGAAUUCCUUGGCUGUUCAAGAUCCAUCUUUAGCCGAGUAUGCAUCUAUACGAAAGUUUAGAAAGGUUGACAAGAUAAACAGGAAGGAAAACAACGGCGCCGACAGCCAGUCAGACAGCCAAUCGAGCGUGAGCGAUUCACCCUCUGCUGGUCCUCCUCCACUACAUCGCAGUCAAGAGUUUCCACGGAAACAACUGGAGCCAUUUCACCUUCACUCCUUCCCAAAGGAAGCAGUGUUCAUGGGCAAUGGGGAACAGUACAUCUGGAAGCCUCCAGAGGACAACGACAUCAUCACCUUGCACCCACCUCCACAUCACCCACCUGGGGAGAAUGAACAGGGACACCCAUCGCCUCCAACUGCAAAGGAGAUUGCAGACACCUACUCUAUCGUAUGUAAAACCCAGAAAAAGAAACCUCCUAUGGAACACAAUGGAGCCAAGACCCUCCCACGAUCCUUUGGUGGAGAUAGAGGAAACAUGGGUUCUCGGGGCCGAGGUAGGGGAGUCCAGAGCCAAGCACGUUCGCAGGAGGAACCCUGCUACGAGCCUGUAGGAGACAGGUCCUGGUCUUCCCCAGUGGCUGAGUCAGACCCUGCAUACGCGACUAUCGACCCACACCGGAAACGUGAGCAAGGGGGAACCAAUAACAGCACAGCUGGGGGUAGUGCCACUCUGAAGAGAAAGAAGCAGCAGCAGCAGCAGGCAACACCAGCAGCACCUCAGGCCUCAGGACCAAGCACCCUUCCUACUAGAGGCCUGCCUGGUGGGGAAAACUUCUAUGAGACCAUCAGUGAUGUGAAACAAGGGGGCAACAGCACUACCACCAUCUUUACUUUCAAUGAUGGCAUGGAGAUGUAUGUCACAGGCCUGUAGCUGACUGACAGGCAAAAGGGCCCAGAACCCACUGGUAUAGAGUCUGGAGAUUUUCCUGUUUACAGAACAACAGGUUGCUGUACAUAGACACAAGGCCCUCUAUAGUAAAACAACACGAGGAUCCAUUUUGUGUUGAAAUCAGGUACAAACAGGGUCUUUAUCCAGGUUCAGACUUCCUUUGAUUGGUCUGUACUUAAGAACCAGCCUAAGCCUAGUCCAGCCCAAAUAUGGACUAAAAUCAUUUGAAAAAACAAACAAACAAAUAAAACUGGGAUAGAGAUCUUCUAUCUGCUGUGUCACUCACCAUACUCACCUGUUUGUGCAACAUUUUCCAUAAUAUCUUUAUUUUUAUAUGAAAACUCUUUAAAGCGUAUGUGGUGUAACUCACAACCUCAGAAGAACACACUUUUUUAUAUAUAUAUA